Ornithorhynchus anatinus (platypus) is the source of this 1888-nucleotide messenger RNA. It is a transcript of the gene RMDN2, whose product is annotated as regulator of microtubule dynamics 2. Lineage: Eukaryota; Metazoa; Chordata; Mammalia; Monotremata; Ornithorhynchidae. Bases 118 to 1335 code for a protein of 405 amino acids. The transcript is spliced from 11 exons. The record is from RefSeq and is a predicted model, not a curated record. Gene Ontology annotation, cellular component: mitotic spindle pole; cytoplasm; spindle microtubule. Gene Ontology annotation, molecular function: microtubule binding.
CCCGCCGCGCCUUGCCGCCCCCCGGCUCGGGCCGCAGGCCGGAGGGGAGGCCGCCGCGGGUUGCGGGGAGGAGGCCGUCCUACGCGGCGGCCCUCUGGGGCCGGCGAUAAGGCAGCCAUGUCUCAAUCCACAAAUAAAGGACUGAUUUUUGGCAUCAUGAUCGGAACUGCCGGAAUAAGCUUGGCCCUAGUGUGGUACCACAAGAUCCGCAAGUCUGGGGCAGUGAUUCACGUGCCCAAAUUUUGGGCUCUGAGUGAUGCGUUUCAUUCGGCAGAGCUGCGAGAUGAACUCCACGGCGAGCGAGGUACAGUCGUGGCGUUACAGGGAAGGCAGCUUCAAAUUCUGGAGAAGCUGAAUUGCCUAGUGGCAAGCAUGGAAGAACUCAAGGAGGAGGUGAGGUUCCUCAAAGAAGCCAUCCCAAAGCUGGAGGAACUUGUCCGUGGUGAGCUGAGGGGAAAGGCAGGAGUGUCCAGAGCGAGUCCUCAACACAGGGGAUCCAGAAAGAGAAGAUCCGAGCCAAUUCCAAGCCAUAGUUCAGAAGAGGCAGAAAGCGAAGGAGGCUAUCUCACAGCCCGUGACACGGAAUCUGAAGAAGAAAAAGUUCCUAUGAACAAAAUUCAAAUCAAAGAAUUUGAUGCCUUUCUCAAUGAAGUAGACACCCUGCACAGAAAACGAGAAAUUGAUAGAAAGGAUAUUUUAAAGCUGUUACUCGAGAAUGAAGAGAAGUUUGGAGAAGAGGUUGAGUUCAUCUGGCGAUUGGCUCAAGCUUACGGAGAUGCAGUUCAGAACUCUUCAAAUACUGAAGAAAAGAAGAGGUGGGCAAAUAUCGGAAAGAAUGUGGCUGAAAAAGCUUUCCAAAUGGCUCCCACUAAUGGAUACUGUCAACUGUGGUAUGCUGUUCUGUGUGGCCACAUUUCCGAACUGGAAGGACUCCAGAACAAAGUCCAUUACGCCUUUCUCUUCCAGAAACAUCUGAUGAAAGCCGCUGAACUUAUACCAGAGGAACCGUUUGUACAUUACCUAAAAGGGAGAUAUUGCUAUAGUGUCGCUAAAUUGUCUUGGAUUGAAAAGAAAAUGGCAGCUACUAUCUUUGAGUCCCCACCGACUUCAACUAUAGAGGAAGCUCUGAUUAACUUCCUGAAGGCCGAAGAAAUAAAGCCAGGUUUUUCCAAGAUGAAUUAUGUCUUUAUGGCUAAGUGCUACAGAGAUCUCGGGCAGAAAAGCGAUGCUCUGAAAUACUGUGACUGUGCUUUGAUGCUUCCGAAUGUGAACGUCGAGGAUAAACAGGCCCAGCUUGACUUAGAAAACGUGGUCCACUCUUUGAAGAAUAAGUAAACCAAGCACGAUUCCUUCCGAGCACCCUGCAGACCCUUUGUAACUACGGCUGAGACUUCAAAACAAACGGUUUACCGGCAUUCUGCUCGGUGCCUCAGUUUGAUUCGGGGUAUCGUGUUUUCCCUGGCGAGGAUGGGGGGGGAGAGGGGGCUGGGUGAUCCACCCUGGGGGUGAGAACCCUGUUUUUUCAAAAUGCCUCUUCACUGCUGGCAGUGGGGUAAAGCUAAUCCGGCACAAUGUUUAACGAUUCCAUCAACAAAUCCGACCUAAAGACUGGAGUUGAUCAGCAGUGUUUACUUUGUAGAGUCUAUGUCCUUUUUCUGUGAGCUAAUUAUCUUACCAUUACAUGUGUUUUUUCAAGGUAUUCACUUAUUGAAAAUAUUUGGCUUAAAUGUAAUGAGCCAGAAAACCCCCAUUUAGCCUUGUCUUAAUUUUGUUUUUCAUGGGUCUGUGAAGAAGCAGUGUAUUAUUGAAAUACAUUUUAUUUAACAUGAACUCCUUCAAGUAAGAUACUAAUAUCAGAGAAUGAAGUAAAUUUUUUGGAUGUAAAGCA